Messenger RNA from Cydia pomonella (codling moth), 6672 nucleotides. Its product is annotated as vitellogenin receptor-like. The record is from RefSeq and is a predicted model, not a curated record. Gene Ontology annotation, molecular function: protein binding. The transcript is spliced from 5 exons. The coding region runs from base 5083 to 6672 and encodes 529 amino acids. Lineage: Eukaryota; Metazoa; Arthropoda; Insecta; Lepidoptera; Tortricidae.
UCCCGCAAAUUAGUUAGCGAAUAUGCCGAUAGAUGGCGCUGUACAUAAUUAUGCUUAGUAUACUUCUGGUUUGGUCUUUUGGAAUUGAUUAUAGUUACAUGAGAAAAUCGAAAGUUUGUACGGAACCCUGGGUGCGCGAGUUAAACGAACUCGCACUUGACCGGUUUUUAAUAGGAAGACUUGAUAGCCAAAGUGAAUGGGCGCAUAUCGGUUUACGGUUGCGGCGGAUACAUUGUACGUUCUGCGGAUGCGGGCCGCCUUCUCGUAAACGAACUCGGUACACAUUUGUCACUUUAGAAAAAAUGGAAAACAAUGUGUGAUUUACGGUACGUGUGUGAGUCAGCGGAUUUUACAGACUGUACGCGGACGUGGAGGUCGGCACUUUCUCCGCGCUUCAUUGACUCGCUCCAAAGAAAGUGACGGUUGUAUCGCACAUUCGCACGCGGUGAGUCUGCUUAUUGACACAUUGUUACCGUGGUAAAAUAAUCCGAUGCAAGCAGUCAGUCGUAAACUCUUCAUCCUUAUCCAACACGUAACGGAAACGGUAACGCGCGCCUGCCGAGGGCGAUGGAGCGGCGUAUCGGAAAUAUUUGCUGCGCCUUGGUUACCAUGCCAUAAAAAAUAAUGAUCAAAAUUUUGUUUCAUGGGUAGAUAAAAUUUGAGUUGCUAAUCGUGAAAACGCGUAACCCUACUUUAUGUCAGAGCCUAGGUUAGGUUUUAAUAAUAUUUAUAGUUGUUGAUAUACCUAUUUCCCGAUGUACACGCAUCAAUAAACGUUUAUAAAUGUUAAAUCAUCUAUCAAUUAUCUUUCAAUCUAAUUAUGAUAUGAGAACCGCGCUCGCACAUAUAAUUGUUUCAAAUAAGUGCAAACAAACCAAUUUCCGUACAAACCAAUAUGAGUCUAUUCUAAAAUGUUAAAUUCUCAUUCAAAAACAACCUCGUAAAUUAAUUGUAAUGUAAUUACCGCGCUGAAGUACCUUUUCACUAUUAAUUUUAGCAAACAGAAGAAAAUAAUUCGAAUUAUACACAAUGUUAAAAGUAAAACGAUUGAUAUGUUACCAUAGUGUCAGGCACAAAAAACAGAAACAGUGCUUAGUAAGGUAAGGCUGUCAUGGCUAAAUAGGCAGGUAAAGUGAGAUAGGAUACAAAAAACGUCCUCUGUUUUAUAUUUCAAGACAUCUCGCAUAGACGAAUUAUAAUUAUACAUCUAAUCUGAACUGAACAAUUACUUAAUUACUACUAAGUUGCACAUUAAACGUUAAUAUAGUUGUAUAUAUAAAAGUUAAUAAAAUAAUAAAUAAACGUUUACUUACUGUAUCGUGCUUACAACUAUUUACAUUAAUUCUUCUGGCAAACCACAAUGUAUGUAAUGUAUGUAUUGGUUAUAAUUUGGUAUAGGUACUUGUUUUUAUUUGAACACUUACUUCGCCUUAUACUUACAUACUGCCCAAGCAUCCCCUGUAUCUUUACUUGUCGCUUUCAUGCUUCCUUUUUGUGGAUCGCUGUGAAACUGAUUCGUAAAACUAACUCUAACUUUUUUCAUCACACAAAUAUAUGCCCUUACCGGGAUUUGAACCCCGGACCAGCGGCUUUAUAGGCAGGGCACUACCCACUGGGCCAGACCGGUCGUCAAAUAAGGAAGAGUAAAUCAAAUAACGUUAUAUCUUCCUACAGGGGGCGAUUUAAUUAUGUAACUGUAAAUAAUUACCUAAUACUAUAUGGACUUAUGACUAGAAUAACGUUUAUGUAUUAAGCACAAAAAAACUACUAAAUUUAUAAUUUAUCAUACUUUAGUAGCCCGUUCCGACCCGGACCCGGACAUGGUACUUUCCAAGAGAAAAAGUUACGUGAAUCAUUUUAAGCAAAACCCAUAUUAUGAUAUAACGAAUGCCUAUAUUUUAAGACAUUCCGACGACUACUCGUGGAUCCAAUAAUUAUCAUCAGAUAUCGGAAACUUUAGGGUUGGGAUAUUGGAGUAGUAAUGGCGUUUGGGAGGGCCAACAAACUUUUCUUCCAACACUUCAUUCAUGUCAUACGUAGGAAAGUAUGUAUUUUAGAACCUAAAAAGAGAGGUAUAAGGUAAGCUAUGUUUUAUUUCAUAUUUAAAUAAUUUGUAUUUGUAAGAAUGAGCAUAUAUUCAUUUCAUUAGUGUUUCAUUUCAUUUCAUUUAUUCAACAUUAAAAGUCAUGUGCAUUACAGAAGAUGUUAGUUGGAUGUAGUCAGUACAUGACACCCGGAUAGGGUGUUUUACGGUGAUUUAUUAAAACUAUUACCGUUUUGCAGAUAUGGAAAAGAAUCCUAAUUACCUACACUAGUACACAUUUUUUCUCGAAGAAACUAAAGACACCAACGCACAUUUGGACAAAAUCAUCCAAAAUUGGGAAUUUGACACCUAUUAACAAAUUAUUACUAGGUACGUAUAACAAAACCGAUCUCUACAACGGUUAAUGAUGACUUUGGGGCCUAUUCGACUUGUCAGAGUGAGCGGUCGUGACGUGGCUACCACACAGGUCCAUUUUUUUCAUAAAUUUACGAACACUAAAGUUGAAUUGUAAUAAUCGCAAGAAUAUUUAUUUUGGAGUUUUUGUAUGGUUAUCCCGAGUCACGGCAUUUAACUCUGUUGAGUCAAAAAGUUCCCAUAAAAUAUAUUAUUGUAAUAAAAUUGGUUUUGGUAUCACUCGUUAAAAGAUUUUACCGGUUACUUCAGCAUAUAAUGGUUUAAUGACGUUGAAUAACAAUUACAAUAAAAUAGUUAACAAUGUUAAGAUCAAACGAGGUUACAGUUACAGUUCAGAAGACUGGCCUGCGUAAUAAUUCGUAAAUACUUAAUCUAAAAUUUGCCAGUGACCUAGCCCGCUAACACUUAAACAAUAACCAGCGAAUAAACAUAUUAGGCAUAUAUUUAAUAUUUGUAUGUUUUUUUUUCUCACCACACCAACUGGUAAAGGUCCCGUUGAUUGUUCAAUAACUAAUGAAAUGUUGCAUUUUAUCCACAUGUGUGGCAAAGUAAUCUAAUCCGAAUUUUGAGUUGUUUCCUUGUGUUAGCUGGUAGAAUUGACUUUUAAAUGAUAUUUUGAAUAAUACAAUUUUUAUAAUGUUCAUUUGUUUUGGUUUGAUUUUGUUUGAUAUUUUACAGUUAGUAUCUUCCUCGCGUUCGUGUGGUAAUUUUUGUUUCGCUCGGUGACAUAGUUUGUUUAACCCUUGUUCCUUGGAAAAAGUCGUGCCUCGUGCCUCGCAACGGUCAAGAUUCCACUUUCCGAAACACUCGCUGGUUCAACUUUAGGAUGUUUCGCUUGCUCGGAUAUCAAUAUUAGCACGAGCAGUUAAACAACAGCUAUACCCCCUUGUAACACAAAUAACUAUUGUCAACGUCUUUUUUGGUUCACAGCGUAAAUAAAAUUACCUGGGUACCUCUUUAAGACUUUUAACUUUUUACGAGACGUCUUCUUACGUUUUUCAGUAAAUAAGUACCUACCAUAAUGGUUUAGUUAAGUCAAAAAUGUUAGAAACGUUCAACAAACUAAAUAUUACUGUAUAGGUACACUCAAAUACAUAUUUAUAAGCAAGACAAGUCGAAGCAGCUUAAUUUUGUUUUUGUUGUCUUUUAGGGUUCCGUUGCCAACAAGGACUCAUGCCGACAAAUAAUCUUUAAAACGAUGGUUGAUCAACUCAGAGAAAAACUAUCACAAGUAGGUAGGUAAGUAUAGAAUCUAUUUGUUUGUGACGAUUAAAGUGUUUAUACUCGCAUCUACUGAAACGGCGGAUUACAGUCCCUGAACGUGAGGUACUUUGUAAAAAUCCCUCACUGGAGGUCAAUUCACACUUAAAAUUUGACAUCUAAGUGAUAUAAUUUUCCCAUGCUUCUAGCUCACGCGAAUACAUGUCGGUCAAGUACGAAUAAAAUACACGAGCGAAUGAUAACUAAAUGACAUCAUUUGGAUGUCAGAAAGUAUGUUUAAAUUGUCAUUCUGGUUACAUUUAUAACUGCUGGAAAUGUGACGCACUCACGCAAGAUGCAAGUUUCGCCGGCUUCAAGGACUAUCUCCAAUCUGCAUACUUAAACAGCUUUCUUUCGUGCAUAUACGAUACUUUGUUUACGAGAGUAAUCCGACUACAUAACUUGGGCCUCCUUUCGUUUUUACAUAUAAUAUCUGGCAGACCGAGUUUUGCUCGGAAAACAUAUAAUAACUCAAAGACCUAGCUGGAUCGAUUUUUUGUCCCCGAAAACCCCCAUAUAGCAAAUUUCAUCGAAAUCGUUAGAGCCAUUUUUGAGAUCCCCGAAAUAUAAAUAUAUAUACAAAAAUUGCUCGUUUAAUGGUAUAAGUACCUGGGCGACCGAGCUUUGCUCGGUUAUAACUAUUUAUUGUAAUAUGGUGGUGUAUAGGUGAUAAUCUUAACUAAAUUUUUUUAUUUAUUAUUAUUUAUUAUUUAAAUUAAACUUGUCUAAAACAAUAAAAAUUAUAUAAUUAUAAACUUGAACAUAAAAAAAACAAAAGUUAGUGUCACCGGGCGGAACCCGUAACACUCGUUUAGCAGUCCGCGUCUUAACCCGCUGGUCCAGACGGACAGUGGCCGGCAACACGAAAUUAGCGACCAUAUUCUGCGUCGAAAGAAAAACGCAUGUAAACUCGAAAACACGCGUUUUCCCAAACAUAUGACUAAUCUAGAUCGAUUGUAUACCCCCAAAAACCCCCAUAUACCAAAUUUCAGCGAAAUCGUUAGAGCCGUUUUCGAGAUCACAGAAAUAUACAUAUAUAUAUAUACUCGUACAAGAAUUGCUCGUUUAAAGGUAUAAGAUAUAUAAGAAGAAAGGUAUAAUAAAGUAAUGACAGUGUGAGAAAUUACUUUGUAUUUUCUUCCGUAACUAACCCUCACUAAUAAGUUGUCUCGCUUCUAUUUUUCUAAAACAGUCAACCGAGGAUCGAAACUCGUCUGGGCACUAGACACUUAUUGCGGUCGGUAUGGUGUAUGGAGAGAUAGCCGGUCCACCUGCUAGGAAAAAUCCUACAACAUUCUCAAUCAAACUAAUGUAACUAAAUCCAAUAUGAAUAUGAUAUACAUACAAAGAAGCAACCGGACACUAUGACAUUGACGGACAGUUUUUCCGGGGAGAUAGCUAGCGCAACCAAUGUUUCUACAUCCAACUGGGAUCAACUUUACUGCUCCCAUCUUUGGUUAAACAGCAAUCUACGGAAAACAAUCCUCAACAAUGUCCAAGGUGUGGACGAUAGAGCGAUUACGUAUUGUUAUACUUGCAGGGGAAAGAUGAGAAAAUAUGAGAUAAAAUCUCCACGAACUGAUUUCCGACCAAAUGAGCAUUCCACUCCAAACAUAAGAAUUUCCAAAGAAAUUAGCUUACCGUUAGAUGACCCCAGAGAAGAUUCCAUAUGUGAAGAUAUUAGUAGAACAGAAGUUUUCUCGUGCAGAAGAAGUUCCACGAAAGACUCCGCUAUCACAGAGGUAGAAAUUAACCGUUGCAUUCCAUCAAUAUCUCAUCAAAUAGACUCAAGUAUUCGCCAAAAAUUUACUUCCUAUGAACCACAGCCUGCUGAAAGUAACCCUCGAAGACUUAGGAAAAGCCUAAAAGGCGUCGGAUGUAUCGUGAAUUUUGCUCUGACUGAACCCGUGAAGAAGCGGACUCAGAUCCAAGCGUGCUCAAUAAGUGUGAUGAUUAUUGCUAUUGUAGUUAUAAGUUUUGUUUUGGUGAAUUUUACUACUCCUAGUUCUACACGUGUAAAAGUAAUUAGUACAACUGUAGUGCCAACCCAACCCGUAAUUGUAAAUAAAACUUCGUCAGCAGUUACAAAUAUCGCAUUAUCGUCGGCACAACUGCCCGAAGUUGUCACCUCAGAAAUAUCAUUGACAACAGAAGACGAGUUUAGCAGUACAACGGAAAAUAAUUCCUUAAUUAAUAAUGUUUUAUCUAAAAUCCGUAAGAAUAUAAGGACAUAUCCGAGAAACUCUAACAAAAGCAAAGAAAGCCAAAAACCUAAAGAUAUCAUAAAUCGAGACAUUGUAUCGCAAAGUUUCUGCUCGUGCCAAACAGAUGAAAUAUGCAUGCUAAACGAAAGCAGCGGAACACCUGAUUGCAGGAAAGCUAUCGACUCCGAUGAUCCUACGGGUUGUGGAGGUCUGUGUGCCUUGGAGACCGAGGCAUGUCAGCUAGUAGACAGACUGCGAGGCGUGCGCGUGUGCCGGCAGCUGAAUCUGGUCACGUGCUCGCCUCAAGAGUGGCGCUGUCGCAACGGGUUGUGCGUGCCGGCCGCGGCACGCUGCGACGGCGCCGUUCAGUGCUACGACAAGUCUGACGAGACGCACUGCGAAUGCGAUCUAAAGAAGCAGUUUCGUUGCGGUCACUUCAUAUCAUGCUUCCCUAACAACAAACUAUGCGACGGGAUCAUCGACUGCUGGGACGGUUUCGACGAACUUAAUUGCACGACAGAAUGUCCCGAAGAUCAGUUCACCUGCACAGACGGUCAAUGCAUUCUCGAGUCUCGCUUCUGCGAUGGCUAUGCCGACUGCCCGGACGGUAGUGACGAACCGCGCGGCUGCGACGGCGGUUGUAGUAAACACGAGCUGCAGUGCAGGAACCGACGCUGCGUGUCUAACAGCGUGAGGUGCGACGGCCAAGAUAACUGCGGCGAUGCUACUGAUGAAGUUCACUGCUCUUGA